This is a messenger RNA of Cavia porcellus (domestic guinea pig), 4476 nucleotides long. RefSeq names its product chromosome unknown C6orf163 homolog (gene CUNH6orf163). The record is from RefSeq and is a predicted model, not a curated record. NCBI's taxonomy places the organism in Eukaryota, Metazoa, Chordata, Mammalia, Rodentia, Caviidae. The transcript is spliced from 5 exons. The coding region runs from base 3420 to 4457 and encodes 345 amino acids.
AACUUGGUUGGCUAUAACAAUUUUUAUACAGCUUUUAGUCACAGAUGGUUCAAGCAGUUUGGUUUCUAUUUCAACUGUUGGUUCAGAAUUUUAAUUGAGAAGAAGAUCCCUCCUUCAGUUACUAAAAAUCAUGAUUAAACAAGAGAAUAAAAAGUUUAAUAAGUGUGCUUUCCUGAGGCAUGAUUUUUUUUACUACUGCUAAAUGUUACCUGUUUUGAUUUUUGUAAAUUUUAUAAAGUGUUCUUGUGGUUAAAAAGUAUAACUACUCAUAGAUAAGAAAGUUUUACUAUGGAGCCCUAAAUAUUUCUUUGCUAUACCUUUCCAUGUAGUAUACUUCCUAUAGUUUAAAAUGCACUUACAAAGGGGAAAACCCCCUAUUUAUUUAAAUAUCUUUUGCUUUUGAGUUCCCUGUGUAUUUUUGUUGUCAUAUUUUCACACCUUAGAAUUCUUUUACUAAUCAACAAAAUAAGUUGAUAUUCAGUAUCACAUUAGAGAAAAUACUAGCUGAGUGAAAUAUCAAGACAAACUACAGCAUACACAGCCUUAACCUAUGUAACAUCUUUGCUUUGGAACAAAGAAGAUCUAGAUACAGUGAAACACGCGGAAAAGACCAAUGUGAAGGAGAAAUCACACUGAAUUUUAGGAACAACUACAUAAUUGUAAUCUUUUCUAUAGAGUGGUCAUAGGUUGUAACACAGUCUUUGUGUGUGUGCAGGGGGUCAAAGGUUGCUGAAGUAUGUAUGGGUGUUUUUAUUCAUUCUCUGUGGAAUGAGGGUAUCACCUCAAAAAGUAAAAUACCUUUUCAAAUGAUCACAGGAUUUUGAAUAACAAACUGAAAGAGUUUUGGCCCAGAAAGGACACUGUAGCGGGUAAAGCCAAGGACUUCCUAUCUCCCCCUCCCCUAAGAAUCUACCUCUGGCACCAAAGACCAAUGGGCUACCUGUACAUUCCUAAUGUCCCCUUAGGUUCCACCCCAAACCGAGGCUACUGACGUGCCUCACUCCACGUGUUCCACGGAGAGAUCGCCGACCUGGGAUGGAGAUGCCGCGCCCCAGGGGGUCAGGGGUGUCUCUCCCCGCAUUCCCAAAAUAAAGGUCAUUUAUAUUUCAUACUUUUCAGCCGCCGCCGGUCCCCCACAGUUCUAUCACAAACUUCAGCUGGUCUAGCCCAGUCAGUUUGCAGUAAGAAUAACAGAUUGAGAAUCAUUCAGAUUUACCCAGAAUCACAGUGAUUCUUAUUCACCUCAGGGGUCAGAAUCUCCUUGCUCCAAAGUCUGAGGAUCUCUUCACUAUACAUCCUCUUAUGUUCAGUAAUGGGUAAGCAGUCACAAUAGCCCUUAAAUGUAAGAUAUUCAGAUCUUAAGUACAGAAACAUUCGUAUGUUGUGAAGCAAAAUAGUAUAAAAGAUUAACUGUUAACUCUCUCCGGAAAGCAUCUCAAUCUCCUGCUGAUCAAAGUUAAGUUGUUAAACAGGGAAAAUGGCACUUUAACAGUCAUGUUUAAGAAGGAGAUGUUCAUGCGGAGAUAUUUGCAGUCUGAGUUCAAAUGGCUAAAGAAAGAUCCUUCAUUGUGGGAAUCAGCUUGAGUGUGGGCAAAACUGACAUAAUAGAUUAGAUCUUGAAGUAAGUCUUGGCAAAUAAAUUAUUGUUUGAUAAAGGAGAGUUUUGUUUGAUAGGAGAGCUUUUUGCCCAAAUCAUCAAGCUGUUCACUGAUAAAUUGGCUUUCAAAAAUUUCCUGAUACAAACAUUGAAGUUAUUCAUUGCUUUUACAGCUUUAUCUUCCAUAGGGUACCCAGCCCUUCUCUUUUGCAAGGCUCUAAGGGUUUCUCAUGAUGCAGGACUUCUAAUAUUUUUGUGGUUUGUUUGCUUGUUUGGUCAGUACUGGAGAUUGCCUUUGCACUGAGCUAUGUCCCCGCUGAUAGAGUUAUUUCCAAAAGAUGAAAAAUAUUAACAAAAGAUGAGAAAUAUAAAAUAAAAAGCGGCCUUUAUUCUGAGAACACGGAGAGAGAUGACCGGCACCCCCACCGCUGGCGUCCGGUGAUCUCUCCGGCGGUCACGUGGCGUGGGGGCCUGUAAAUAGCCUCAGUUUGGGGUGGAACCUAAGGCGGGCAUUAGGGAUACACAGGUAGCCCAUUGGUCCUAGGUUUGGCACCAUAUGUAAAUUCCCAGGGGCGGGAAGAUGGCAUCACAGGUAACUUCCUAGGGGCAGGGCAAGAUGGGGCUUCCUGCUUCCGGUUGUGGCUUUCCUGGCUACAGUGUCCUGUCUGGGCCAAAACCUUUCAUAUCCCGUCUUAUGAUUAUUAUUAUGAAAAGGGGCGAAGAUUUCUCUCUUUAACUACUUCCUGCUGGCAAAGGGUGCUGUCCUGGAGCCUAGGGGAGUCGACGGGAUGAAGGUUGAUGCCCAGGUAGACGCUGGUGCCAGGUGUUUUGGCCAGGACAACUUCACUGGUGAAUGCACGUAUGUCAGACUGGAAAAACAAAGAGACAAGACGUUAUGAUGAGACAUGGCACUGUCAUAUUUAAGGACUCAGGUGAGGUAGAAGGAAAGGUGCCUUUGAUUUAGACAUAUCAUUCUAUCAGGACCAUGUUGAGGUAUAAACAUUUCCACAGUAAGGCAGAAUUCUGAAAAUUAAACGUGGGGUUAGGAGGAGUGGAGUUAUGAGAGGUGAUUACUCCCCCUUUCAAUAGGCAGUCAGACCGGGCUAGGCCCUUGAAGAAGCUGGCAAAGAGGACCAGAUGUCUGGUGACCUUGGAGGAAACACACACCUCUUGCUGUGGGCCAGAUCUCAGGACAGAAGGCGGAACAAAUGCAACCACACUCUUAAGUAUAAUACUUAGGGAUUAAAUCUGGAUCACUUUGAGAAGCCAGGAGUCACCAUCCCAGACCCCUAUAGGAAGAGUCACUGAUCCAUAAAGAAUGCUCUCUUGCUAUGUGAUUCGCUUCCCCAUUUGUCCUUGAUUUGGUAUGAAGAUUAGUUUGUUGUAGUGGGCAUGGGAAACUAAUAGAGAAACUGUCACGAAAAUCAGUGGUUACAUCAUGCUGCCUUUGUCAUUUAAUUUCAAGUUGCUUUUAUGAGCAAAGCUUGUGUUACCAAGCAACAGUUGCUAAGUAAGGUAACAACUUAAUGCUAAUAUCUAGAGGACAGCACUAGCUUACAACUCCCCAAAUCCAGGGCCCUUCCAUUAUAUGAGAGGCUUUUAUACUAUUCUUUAAUGUUAGACACAUAAUUUAUGGUAAAUUAUUUUGUCCUUACCACCUUUUAGUAUUAUCCUAAAAUCCUGAACUUCUUUCAGUUUAAAUGUCUGGCUUCUUUUAAGGCUACUUUUGCUGAUCCUAAGAUGAGUUUAAUUAAGAUGAGUUGGUUGUAAAAAGAUAGGCAAAUCCUGUGACCAGCUCAGAGGACUCAUCUGAAAUUUAACUAUGAUCAGAAAUUCAGAUUACACAAACUUUGUUUGCUGUGCCAUUUGUAAUAAAAUAAUUCCACCAGCUCCUUUUGGGGAAACCUUCAAAAAGAUCCAUGAAUACAAGCCAUUUAAGACACGGUUUUAUACUCACAAGGAUAUACUGGAUAUUGGGGCAGAUAUUCUACAUAAAGAAGAGCAGUUUCAAGUGAAUGUACUCAAAGAAAGUAUUGCAAAAGCAGAAGCUAAAGUGUGGGAGCAGGCCAAUGAACGCCAAAAACAAGCAGUGGAAAGAGCACUUGAAGACGCAGAUGUGAGACACAAAUUUCAAAUUCAGAUUUUGGAAGAAAAACAUCAAAAAGAUUUACAGGAAAUGGCAGAUAAAACCAAGACAGAAGUGUUUCAAAAUGUGGGCGAGGAAAUGAAGAGGGAAAACCUGGCUGCAGAACAACGCAUGGUUCAUCGAAUCCAGAGGAUUAUGGUGGAGUGCCACAGAGAGAAGAUGGAGGCGGUGCAGAAGGCCAGGGAGGAGGAGCGGCAGAUCGCUCAGCUGGCCCUCAAGGACCAGAAAAGCAAGGUCGUGGAGGAACUUGUGAAGACUGGGAUAGAAGGGAUUAAGGCGCACAAGAUGAACAUGGAACAGUUAAUAAAGGCAAAGGAGCAUGAAAUGAAUGCUUACUACGGCGUAGCUCAGAGACAGACGCAGAAAGAGGUCCAGCAGGUACUUCAAGAGACAGAGAAGACGCAUCAGGCCUCUCUGGGCAAUGUGAUGAGUAAACUGGUCAACACCCAGGGGGAGCUGCUGUCCAUAGCGGAGCAACUGGGAAUCAUGACAAACUGGAAAGACUUUCUGGAGGAGGAAUUACAGGAAACCAGAGCAGCAUUUCAAAAAUACAUCAAUUAUACUUUUCCUAAGCUUUCACCAGGGCAGGCCGAUUUUAUUCUGCCAGAAAGAAAGAGAAUGCCUUCUCAUCUGGUUACGAAGCAUAAAACAGUUCCAGAGCAGAAAUCUUCACCUGAAAAUGUCUCUACAAAAGAGAAAACAUUCAAAGGCUGAAUAAAUUUAUUCAAAAUCA